AGUUCAGAAAUUGAAGAGUUCAGACACUUGUAAAUUUCCCCUAUUUUCUCGGAAAGUGAAGGAGAGUGUCUCACGAAACUCCCAUGGCCCGGUUGAGCUUACUACUCUCCGUACUCCUCGUUUUGGCCAUCGCCGUCGCCGGAUCGACCUUCGAUGAGUCUAACCCCAUCAGAUUGGUCUCUGACCGUCUCCGCGACUUCGAGACUCAGGUCCUUAACGUCGUCGGUAACACGCGCCAUGCUCUCUCCUUCGCUCGCUUUGCUAACAGGUAUGGAAAGAAGUACGAUACAGUUGAGGAGAUGAAGCAUCGAUUUGGGAUCUUUUCGGAGAAUCGGAAGCUGAUUAAAUCCACAAACAAGAAGGGCUUGCCUUACACUCUUGCUGUGAAUCAUUUUGCCGAUUGGACCUGGGAAGAGUUCAGACGACACAGGUUGGGAGCUGCUCAAAACUGCUCUGCCACUUUAAAGGGCAACCACAAGCUCUCUGAUGCUCUUCUUCCUGAAACGAAAGACUGGAGACAUCAAAACAUAGUCAGCCCAGUUAAAGAUCAAGGCCACUGCGGAUCUUGCUGGACAUUCAGCACAACGGGUGCUCUUGAGGCAGCCUAUAAACAGGCCUUCGGGAAGGACAUCUCUCUCUCCGAGCAGCAGCUCGUGGAUUGUGCAGGAGCUUUUAACAAUUUUGGAUGCCAUGGUGGAUUACCAUCCCAAGCCUUCGAAUAUAUUAAAUACAAUGGUGGACUUGAGACCGAAGAAGCUUAUCCUUACACCGGACAAAAUGGUAUUUGCAAAUUCUCAUCAGAGAAUGUUGGUAUCCAAGUGGUGGAAUCCGUCAAUAUCACUCUGGGUGCUGAAGAUGAAUUAAAGCAAGCAGUUGGACUUGUUAGGCCAGUGAGCGUGGCAUUCGAGGUAGUGAGUGGUUUCCGUUUUUACAAGAAAGGAGUAUUCACCAGUGACACAUGUGGCAACACUCCCAUGGACGUGAACCAUGCUGUGCUCGCAGUUGGGUAUGGAGUGGAAGACGGAGUCCCAUACUGGCUCAUCAAGAAUUCUUGGGGUGCAAGCUGGGGUGACAAUGGCUACUUUAAGAUGGAGCUGGGAAAGAAUAUGUGCGGUGUUUCAACUUGCGCGUCAUACCCAGUUGUCGCUAAGUGAGUUUGGCACACUUUGGAAGUAAUAGUAGGCCCUGGAUGGGUGGUGAAUGAUGUGGACUGGGGUUGUCGUGGUCUAGCUCCUAAACGCUAGAGAGGGACCCCGCUCACCAAUUAUGUUUUACAGGAAAUAAUUAGGUUGAUUAUGUACAAAAUAAGAUCCAAGACUGUUCUUGUUAUGUGGCCUUUCUGGAAUGUAUGUAAUUUGAAAAAAAACCUAAAUCUUGUGUAAAUUCUUUAAUGGUUAUAAUGAAUCAAUAUUUGCUU
Humulus lupulus (European hop) is the source of this 1417-nucleotide messenger RNA. RefSeq names its product pro-cathepsin H-like. The coding region runs from base 84 to 1154 and encodes 356 amino acids. The record is from RefSeq and is a predicted model, not a curated record. The transcript is spliced from 8 exons. Gene Ontology annotation, molecular function: cysteine-type endopeptidase activity. Gene Ontology annotation, biological process: immune response. NCBI's taxonomy places the organism in Eukaryota, Viridiplantae, Streptophyta, Magnoliopsida, Rosales, Cannabaceae. Gene Ontology annotation, cellular component: lysosome.